AUGGUCGCAAUACGGCCAAUAGACCUCAAGGUCCAACCGGCACCCUAUCAGAUACGAUGUACGGUUCUUCAGAAAAUACUGAAGACCUUGGAAAAAUACCCGUCACCUGCGGCGAGUGUAGGAUGCCGAGCGGUGGAGUUGGAGGGCAAUGUGGCACGUAAGAGUGGCUCAAGUCAGAGCUACAGGUUCAACUCCAGCGUGCUUCUGCGGGAUUUGAUCAAAACAAAGGGCAAGCUUGAGGAUGCUGGAAACUCAGGUGUGCGGGCUGUCUCUAAAAGAUCCGCGAGUAAAGCCACGCUGACGAAAAGUAAAGUUGUAGGUCUCUUAGAAACGGUGCUGGUUAAGGAAGCUGAUCUGGUUGCAAAUGGUUACAACUUGGGGAUCGUGGAUCGGACUUCAGACCAACCCUUGCAGUUGCCAACAGAUUCGAGUUACAACUACAUUAGCUGCAUUCGCUGCAAUUCCAAGUUUGAUAAACUACAAAUCCUGAGUCCCGCAACAUGUCGCUUCCACGUUCAGCGCAAGCGGUACAACCGCGAGACGCGUGAGGGAGAGUACGUCUGUUGCGGGGAAACUACGUCGUCCACAUCUUUCCUUGCCCUAGGGUGUAAAACACUGCCUCACCACGUCUUCCGCGCAGAAACAUUUGAUGCAAUGGCCACAAUUUCGCCCUUUAAAGACACCAGUGAGAUUUCUGGUGACUCCAAUGUACUGGCGCUAGAUUGUGAAAUGGCCUUCACCUCUCUGGGAUACGAAAUGAUACGAUUGACAAUAGUCGACUUUUUCACAAGUAAAGUUGUAUUUGAUAGCAUUAUUAAGCCAUUCGGAGAAGUAAUCGAUCUAAAUUCGGAAUUCAGCGGUGUGCACACCAUAGACAAAGCCAAUUCCAUGACCUUCGAAGAAAUGCUAUCCCAGGUGCUCGAUAAGAAGAUGAUCAAUGGAAACAGCAUAUUGAUAGGGCACGGUAUGGAGAACGAUUUGAAUGUUUUGCGACUCAUUCACAGGAAAGUAAUCGAUACGGCCAUUCUUUACCCUAGAGGUAAGUUCAAAUCAUCUUUGAAAGAUCUGGCGUUCGAGGUUGUAAGCCAACGCAUACAAACUGGUGAGCACGAUAGUUCAGAAGACGCAAUAGCCACCAUGAACGUUCUAAAGGCCAAGUUAGAGAUUCCUUUGAAUCAAAAUAUGUGGACUUAG
This is a messenger RNA of Lachancea lanzarotensis, 1194 nucleotides long. RefSeq names its product LALA0S07e05468g1_1 (gene REX3). The transcript has a single exon. Gene Ontology annotation, molecular function: nucleic acid binding; exonuclease activity. The record is from RefSeq and is a predicted model, not a curated record. Gene Ontology annotation, cellular component: nucleus. Lineage: Eukaryota; Fungi; Ascomycota; Saccharomycetes; Saccharomycetales; Saccharomycetaceae. Bases 1 to 1194 code for a protein of 397 amino acids.